Molecule: messenger RNA, 3414 nt
Organism: Sphenostylis stenocarpa
Lineage: Eukaryota; Viridiplantae; Streptophyta; Magnoliopsida; Fabales; Fabaceae
Source: the annotation of a GenBank genome assembly
AUGUGCAAGACAAUUCAAAUGCAUGGAUUCCCAGAUACAGUGUCAGCUGAAGAGGUGAGGAAAUUUUUGGAACAAUAUACAGGCCCUCAAACUGUUCAUGUUGUAGAGGUUAAGCAGCACAAAGAAAAAGAUUCUACCACACAUGUUAAUGUUCAAUUCACAGACAAAAAAAGCGUUGAAACAAUUUUGCACUUACUUACUCAGCACCUAUCAUACGGUGACAGUGUUCUCAAUGCUACAGAAAUAAAACAGGACAUUUUGCCAAAGCCAAGGAACUUUCCUCACAGCAUGGAUGACAUAGCAGUGUACUUUGGAUGUCAAACAUCCAAGGACAAACUUAGUGUACUCUGGGAGCAUCCAAGUGCUUCAGUCAAAUUCGGGUCCAGACUGAGAAAGAUGUAUAUAUUUUUCCAUUAUUUGUCUGUGGAUUAUAAGCUGCAGAUUUCUUCUGAGAGUAUAUCACGUAUUGAGCUGCAUCAUUCAGAUGAUUUGACCAAAAAGCUUCUCCUUUUCCAGUUACGCAAUGCUCCCCUGAUCUAUGAGAAGGAUGUUUCCAAAAGCAAAUAUUUAAAGGAGGCUUGUGACAACCAUUGGUUUCGAGGAGUAGAUUUCACCCCAUCAUGUAGCAUUGGACAAUCUUCUGUUUUAUCUUUUGAGCUUCCAAAUAGUUUGGAAGUUCCAAAGUUCAAUCAGCACUAUCGUAAUUAUAAUGAAGUUGAUGACAGUGUCUUUACUCUUGAGAGACACCUUGGUUUCUCUUCUAAAUUCAAUUUUGUCCCCAUAGUGAACCCUCCAGAAGGCAUCAACUUGCCAUACAAAGUUUUGUUCAAAAUCAACUCAUUAAUUCAGCAUGGAUGUCUUCCUGUGCUAGCAGUUGACGUCGAUCUUUUUCAACUAGUUGACCCUGGAAGAGUGAAGCUUGAAUAUAUAGAAAGUGCCCUGCAUAAAUUAGAUCAAAUAAAAGUAUGCUGCUAUGAACCUGCACAAUGGUUGGAGAAACAAUAUAAGAAAUACUCAGAAAAUAAUCUACUUCCAGUAUCUAGUGCUAUUUCAUUGGAUGAUGGUUUGGUCUAUGUGCAUAGAGUAAAAGUAACUCCAUCCAAAAUAUACUUCUGUGGUCCUGAAGUGAACCUUUCUAAUCGUGUCUUGCGCAAGUAUCCUGAUGACACUGAUAACUUUCUACGUGUUUCUUUCGUUGAUGAAGACAUGGACAAACUUCAUUCAGCAGCUUUAGUGCCACGUUCAUCUUCUGUAGACAUGGACACAGAAACAAAGCUCCAUGAGAGGGUACUGUCAACACUUAAAAAUGGUAUAGAAAUUGGUGAUAAGAAGUUUGAGUUUCUUGCCUUCUCACCAAGUCAAUUGCGGGAUAACUCUGUGUGGAUGGUUGCACCAAGAACUGGACUUGCUGCAUCUGAUAUAAGAAAAUGGAUGGGAGAGUUUCAUGAUAUUAAAAAUGUGGCCAAAUAUGCAGCAAGGCUGGGUCAAUCAUUCGGAUCUUCCAGGGAAACAGUGAGUGUUGGCAGACAUGAAAUUAAAAUUAUUCCUGAUAUAGAAUUAAGAAGAGGUGAAACCAAAUACUGUUUCUCUGAUGGAAUUGGGAAGAUAUCUUAUGAAUUGGCUCAAGAAGUGGCUAAGAAAUGUGGUUGUAGGGAUCAUACUCCAUCUGCAUUUCAAAUCAGAUAUGGGGGGUACAAAGGUGUUGUUGCUGUUGAUCCUACCUCAUCAACUAAGCUGUCCUUAAGAAAGAGCAUGUGCAAGUACAAGUCAGAAUACGCAAAAUUAGAUGUUUUGGCAUGGAGCAAAUACAAACCAUGUUACCUUAAUCGUCAGAUAAUCACCCUCUUGUCCACGCUUGGUGUUAAGGAUGGAGUCUUCAGAAAGAAACAACGAGAGGUCCUUAAUCAACUAAAAAUGAUAUCAAGAAAGCCGUUGAUGAUAUUAGAUUAUAUGUCCACAGGAGAGAUUGCAAACAUUUUAAAGGAAAUGCUUAUUUGUGGCUUUCAUCCAACUAAGGAACCAUUUCUUUCCAUGAUGUUGCAAACAUUAUAUGCAUCAAAGUUACAGGAAUUGCAGCUCAAAACUAGGAUACUUGUUAGGAAAGGAAGAGCAUUGUUGGGAUGCUUAGAUGAAACUAGGACACUAAAAUAUGGAGAGGUAUUUGUGCAGAUAGCUCACCAAAGAAAUAAGCAAUUUCUUGCUAUGUCCUCUGUUUCUUCGAACAGAUAUGGAUUAAACAAAAGCAAACAUAUUGUUAAGGGAAAGGUAGUUGUAGCCAAAAAUCCCUGUCUGCACCCGGGAGAUGUGCGAGUUUUAAGAGCAGUGGAUGUACCUUCUCUGCAUCAUAUGGUGGACUGUGUUGUUUUUCCACAGAAAGGGAGAAGACCACAUCCCAAUGAAUGUUCUGGAAGUGACUUGGAUGGAGAUAUCUACUUUGUCAGUUGGGACCCUGAUCUUAUUCCUCCUCGUCAGGAAAAUCCCAUGGAUCAUGCACCAUCUCCAGUUGUGAAUCUGGAUCAUGAUGUUACAUUACAGGAAGUUCAGGAGUAUUUUGCUCAGUACAUGGUUAAAGACAGGUUGGGAAUUGUUGCAAGUGCACACAUGGUGUUUGCUGAUAAAGAUCCUCAAAAGGCUAUGAGCCCUGCAUGUAUUGAGCUUGCAAAGCUACAUUCAGUUGCUGUUGAUUUUGCGAAGUCUGGUGUGGCAGCAGAAAUUCCACAACAUCUACGCGUGGAAGAGUAUCCAGAUUUCAUGGAAAAGCCAGACAAACCAAGUUACCAAUCAAAUACCAUAAUAGGAAAGCUUUAUCGUGAGGUGAAGAAUGUUGCACAACACAAGAGUCUCACCAAACCCUUCACUAGAAGAGUGGCAAGGCAAUCAUAUGACCGUGACAUGGAGAUUGAUGGCUUUGAGAAUUAUACAGAUAGUGCUAGUGAAUACAAGAACAUGUAUGACUUCAAGUUGGGGAACCUAAUGGAUUACUAUGGUAUUGAGACAGAAGCAGAAAUAAUCAGUGGCAAUGUCUUGAAAAUGUCAAAAUCCUUCAAUGAAAGAAAGGACUUGGAAGGAAUUAACAAUGCUGUGAUGUCUCUAAGAAAGGAAGCUAGAAGCUGGUUCAAUGCGAUGAUAAAAAACAAGUCAAAUUCUGAAGCUGAUGAUGAUGCUUAUGCAAUAGCAUCAGCUUGGUACCAUGUUACAUAUCAUCCAAGGUAUUGGGGAACCUACAAUCAAGGGCUUAACAGGGAUCAUUUCCUCAGCUUCCCAUGGUGUGUGCAUGACACUCUCAUCCAGAUAAAGAAAGACAAAGUCAGACAUAGAACUUUUACAAUGAAGCUUUGGACCAUACUGAAACUGAUUCCCCUGUUACUGUUUUUCUUCCUAUCGUGGAUAAUAGUACAAUAUGUAAAUAGUUGA